Molecule: messenger RNA, 1583 nt
Organism: Xenopus tropicalis (tropical clawed frog)
Lineage: Eukaryota; Metazoa; Chordata; Amphibia; Anura; Pipidae
Gene: ninj2
Product: ninjurin 2
Exons: 4
Coding region: 148-663 (171 amino acids)
Biological process (GO): tissue regeneration; cell adhesion; cell-cell adhesion
Cellular component (GO): membrane
Source: RefSeq, a predicted model, not a curated record
UGAUUGGAUCUGGGGGCACAAACACGCAGAGGCUGCUAGGGAGGUGUUGUAUGUGUAAGUUCUUUCAUGGGCAGACAAUGAGCAAUCUGUGUGCUGAUCUCUCGCUGCCCCGUGCAUGGCGUCCCACUUUAAGCAGAUGAAUGACACAUGUGUACGUCCAGCUGUGCCCCCACCCAUAACAGUGCCCCCACCCAUAACAGUGCCCCCAGCCAGAACCCAAACACUCAGCUGGAGCAGCAGAGAGACAUGGGGACAGAGGGCGAGCGGAUCAGCAUGGAGGUGGAUAAUAGAAGAAGGGAGAGAGGGUCAGCAUUAAAUAUUAACCAUUAUGCCACCAAGAAGAGCCUGGCAGAGAGCAUGCUGGAUGUGGCGCUAUUCAUGGCAAACACGGCGCAGCUAAAGGCUGUUUUGGAGCAGGGCCCCUCUUUCACCUACUAUAUCACCCUCAUAACUCUCAUCAGCAUCUCACUGGCCCUACAGAUCGUCAUUGGUAUCCUACUCAUCAUCAUUGCUCGUAAGAACCUGAAUGACGUUUCCAAGCAGCCGCAGCUCAAUGUGCUGAAUAACGCGGCCACGGGAUUGGUCUUCCUCACUGUGCUGAUCAAUAUCUUCAUCACGGCUUUUGGGGUGCAAAAAAGUGGUCUGUACCCCUCCAGGGGGUAGGGCUUCCUACAGAUGCCAGGUAAUCUAAGCCGAUGUCGGAGUCUGAUCCUCGCUCGUCAGCGUUCCCCUCUCUCCCGCUCAGCUUCCUCUGCGAUUAACCCAUAUCUAUCAACAUAUGUACUAGUGAAUGAGGGGCGCCCAGUUAUAUUUAUUGUAUUAGACAUAUUAACUAGAAGCCUCAGUACCAAAUUAUAGGAGCUGCCUAUAAAACCCCAGUGCUGAUGGGCUGAUUAUUAAGCUGACGGAUAGAUAGAGCUUGAAUGGAAGGGGUGAGUAACUGGUGCGGUAUCGGGGAUUUUACAGCCGUCUGUAAUAAGCCUGGGCCUAGGGCAGUACAAAUUUAGGGGCGACAUGCCGCCCUACUGCCCCGAGGAUGCUGGGAGUUGCAACUAUGCAUUUCACAUGCAUUCCAUAUGUUGAAGCUGCUUCUCAGUCAGUGCCCCAAUGGGGCUCCCUCUACAUCCUGGACUCACCCCCAGCAGUCUUCUAUAGUUCUAUCCCUGCAGGGAACAUAUAACAGGCGCUGUAACAAUUAACUUUCCUAUUCUGUGCGACUGGGUCCUGAUGGCAAAUGAGUGAAGCAAAUGGAAGAGCUGCCGCCACCUGCUGGCUGAAUGUGGUAUAGGCAGGAUAUGUGUUUUCUGCUGUAAAUACAUCAAUAUCAGAGGGAUUCUUCUAUCACUUUGGAUAAAAGGGAACAAUUUGUAUCUGUAGGGAAACAAAAAUGGUUAUAGUACAGGUAUGGGAUCCCUUAUCUGGAAACCCAUUUCGAAUUACGGAAAGGCCAUCUCCCAUAGACUCCAUUAUAAACAAAUAACUCUAAUUUUUUUAAAUGAUUUUUCUUUUUCUCUGUAAUAAUAAAAUCGUACCUGUACUUGAUCCCAACUAAGAUAUAAUUACCCCUUAUUGGGGGCAGAACA